AUGAGCGUCGUGCCUCAGACCGGAAUAGUCCGCAAGUACUGCGAACUUGUCUCGGAGAACAUCGAGUACGGGGCAUCCGCCUUCUGGCAGGUGUGGCUGCAGCGAGAGUUUGUGCAGAACGACUACGAGCGCGAGACAUACGCCGUCACGAGCGAGAUGUCGCCGGACGGCAGCCUGAGGAGGGUCGACCACGUCGUGAAGCGAUACGAGCCAAACCAUCACAAUCUCUCGUCCAUGGUCUGGAACGAGUGCAAGCGUCCAAAGGGAAGCGCAAGAGCGGCCGAAGAUCAAGCUCUCGACGCCGCCAUUCGGUGCAUCGACAGGGAGAAGCUAAUAUAUAUAUAUACGUUGACAACUGUCGGCACCACGUUUCGCGUGUGGGAAGUCACCCGCCGGGACCGGAAGCCCAGGCCGUUUACACCAGAAACAACAACGGGCACGCCUUUCACACCGAGCGGGUUCGUGGAUGUUGACUCGGGGUUGGGAUAUUCCCUGCGGGACGCUAUCCAGUAUAUGAAGGAGAAGGUCCCGCUGGGAGAGGCGCCCAUCGUCCCAAGCCAACCUCACCUGCUACAGCAAAUGGUCCGGGUUUUACGCCGGAGACGACGGCCAGAGUAG
This is a messenger RNA of Cordyceps fumosorosea ARSEF 2679, 618 nucleotides long. RefSeq lists its product as hypothetical. NCBI's taxonomy places the organism in Eukaryota, Fungi, Ascomycota, Sordariomycetes, Hypocreales, Cordycipitaceae. Bases 1 to 618 code for a protein of 205 amino acids. The record is from RefSeq and is a predicted model, not a curated record. The transcript has a single exon.